UGUGUGUGUGUGUGUGUGUGUGUGUGUUUGUCAUUAUUACAUUGUGUGGCCAUGCAUCAGACAGCCCAGUCACGCCGUGGGGUCCAAUUUUUUUGUGGGGUCCAAAACCCUGGACCCCACAAAUUUUACCUCAUAUUCAUUAUAAUUAAGGUCAGAACUAUGCCCUGUGAAGUUUUCAGGGUUGUCCCCAAAAAUCACUUUUACCGACUUAGUGUGUAUAAGUGUGCUAACAGGAGGUAACUCAGUAUCAGCCACUACUGGCCAAGGCAGGUACUGCAUCCCACACACACAUUCCAUUCUCCACACACACUUUGCUGAACUGCGCAUGUGCAAGCAGCCAUCUUCCAACAUAUUGAGCUGUUUGAUUAGCUGGUAGCACUUAGCUCCUUAGCUUAGUGUCUUUAAUGAAAUACAGAAUUAAAAACACAAAUAUAUACAUUUUUGGUGAGUUUGACUUGUGUUGUCACAAUAACAAGCAAUGAAUCAUUAAUCAUUAAUUAUGUAAAUAACAAAUAUAAAAAGAUUUGAGAGAUUACAGACUACAGCUGUUGUUAGCAUAAAUGCUAACUUAACAUUGAAAAUGCCAUAGACAAGCUAAACGUUAGCAUACAUGCUAACUUUACAUUGAAAUCGGCUUAGACAAGCUAACCGUUAGCAUAAAUGCUAACUUAACAUUGAAAACGCCAUAGACAAGCUAAACAUUUGCAAAAUGCUAAAAUAUUAUGUUCUAAGAGUGCUCAGAUCUUGUGCUUGAGUAAAAGAUUACUCAGAUAUUGCACUUGUCACCUUUUUCAUACCUGAUGAGUUUACAUCCCUGUAUAUAUAUAUAUAUAAAAUACAAAUAAAAAUGUUCUUAAUAUUAGCCUUGUUUUAAUGGUCAGAUUGGGUCACCUUGAUUUAAUAUUGGGACAUUCCUGGUGGGCGGAGACAGGAAUUCUCAUUGUGAUAGCAUGACCACCCUUACAGGAUGUGCUGACUCUUUAAAACAAGCGCUCCAUAUGAGGACAGAACCACGUGAAUUUCGUUUUGCACUUCACUGGCAGUGGGAUCGUAGCUAAAAAGGUGAGUUAUUAUUUUAAAGGCACAUAUGUUACUGAACAUUAACCAGGUAGCUUACAUUCAGACUAUGAAAAUGUGUUUGCAUGCUUUAAAAUGUAGCAAUCAACAUGAAGUAACUCAGUAAAAAACAGUUAUAGCAACAGGUUUUGUAUAUUAAUAAUUUCACUUUGGAGAGAUUGCUACCUCAUGUUAGCAGGCUAGCUAACGUUAGCUAACGUUGCUAGCAUUGAAACACCUGCUUAGUCUGCUUCAAUCUAGGGCUGCUCAAUUAAUCGUAUUUUAAUCGCAAUUACGAUUAUGGCUUGCAACGAUUACGAAAACAAUGUAAUUGAAAUAAAACGAUUAUAUUUUUAUUUAUUUUUUUGGAAAUUAUUUUUUUAUUGGUUUUUCAGUUGAAUUGUAAUUACAGUUCAGGGUAAUCAACUGUUAGAACAUACUGUUCACAUUUUUUUUCUCCAAUAAAUUGAUGUUUUCAAGGUAAAUGGAUAAUCGUUUUUAAUAAUGGUGAUAUCAAUUAUUGACCCAAAUAAUCGAGAUUAUGAUUUUUGCCAUAAUCGAGCAGCCCUACUUCAAUCCAUCAACUAGAUGUAGUUGUCUAAUACUUAAAGUAUUUGAAUGAAUUGCAAUAAUUAUGGUGGUGUCUGGUCACAUUAACGCUUCAUUGUUUUUGAUUAUAGGAUACACUAUGGCGGGACUGAGACGCAGGAAACCCCCCCUCAAGGAUGCGAUCGAACAUGCAAGCGAGGCAGUUGACAAGACUGCAAAAUUGGAAGUGAUGUACAUCAACUCUUUUAAAGGUCGAGGGGUCUUUGCCACUUCUCAUUUCCAAAAAGGAGACUUUGUGGUGGAGUACAGAGGGGAAUUAAUACAUUCUGAAGAAUCACAAAAGAGGAGGAGGAUAUAUCAUGUCAGCUGUGCUGUCUUUAUGUUUGACUUCUACUGGCAAGAAAGAACAUGGUGUGUUGAUGCUGCACAAGAAGAUUCCAGUCUAGGAAGAUUAGUCAAUGAUGACCACAAACAUCCAAACUGCAAAAUGAAGAAGGUCAUGGCAGAGAACAAGCCACACCUCUGUCUCUUUGCUCUUCGAGACAUUAAUCCUGGAGAAGAGAUAAUAUACGAUUACGGAGGAACUGAUUGGCCUUGGAGAAAACAGGUUGGAGAGCCAGCUACUGCCAUCGAGUCUUCUGAGGCUGAGAUCCCCAGUACGAGUGAGCCAGCUCCUCAGAGAUCUUCAAUCUCCGACACACAGGUUGGAGAGCCAGCUACUGCCAUCGAGUCUUCUGAGGCUGAGAUCCCCAGUACGAGUGAGCCAGCUCCUCAGAGAUCUUCAAUCUCCGACACACAGGUUGGAGAGCCAGCUACUGCCAUCGAGUCUUCUGAGGCUGAGAUCCCCAGUACGAGUGAGCCAGCUCCUCAGAGAUCUUCAAUCUCCGACACACAGGUUGGAGAGCCAGCUACUGCCAUCGAGUCUUCUGAGGCUGAGAUCCCCAGUACGAGUGAGCCAGCUCCUCAGAGAUCUUCAAUCUCCGACACACAGGUUGGAGAGCCAGCUACUGCCAUCGAGUCUUCUGAGGCUGAGAUCCCCAGUACGAGUGAGCCAGCUCCUCAGAGAUCUUCAAUCUCCGACACACAGGUUGGAGAGCCAGCUACUGCCAUCGAGUCUUCUGAGGCUGAGAUCCCCAGUACGAGUGAGCCAGCUCCUCAGAGAUCUUCAAUCUCCGACACACAGGUUGGAGAGCCAGCUACUGCCAUCGAGUCUUCUGAGGCUGAGAUCCCCAGUACGAGUGAGCCAGCUCCUCAGAGAUCUUCAAUCUCCGACACACAGGUUGGAGAGCCAGCUACUGCCAUCGAGUCUUCUGAGGCUGAGAUCCCCAGUACGAGUGAGCCAGCUCCUCAGAGAUCUUCAAUCUCCGACACACAGCAUUUAGGUGAAACAGAGUCCUAUCUUUUAAAGAAAAAAUAUGGGAUGAUGGUUUCCCUUGUAAACUACACAGAUUCAGACGAAUCUCAGAGUCCGUCCCGAAUUGCCAUCCAUGACGAUAGCUCUCAGGCAUGGAGUCCAGGUACUGACAUUGAACUCAAAGAAGACAAAGAUAUUUUCCCAAUGCUGAGGAGGACUAAAAGCAUACAGAUGACCAGCCAGAUUGAGUUUGAUUCAGAUGAGCUCUUUGACCCCAGCUCAGCGGACAGUGGAGAGGAAUAUAUUCCUAAAACGAGUGAAGACUCUUCUGGUACAGACACAAGCGAAGUUAUUGACAUAGUCCACAAAAAAGACAGCAUGCUUGGACGCCAAUACUUUCAAAAGCUGUCUCACAUCAGUGAUGAAUGUCUCUUACCAACCCAAGUGAACAGUAGUUCUUCACAGCAGGUGCCCAAGAGAGGACGCUCCCCCUCAAGAAGAGAUAGCAAUUCCAUUAUUAAACGCAAAAGACAAUGUUUAGGCAGUGGAUCCUGUCCCACAACACGAACCAUAGGGGGUAAAUCGUUAAAACAGAGUAUAGUUGGCGACACUGGAUCCGUAUCUGAAAACUCGACACAUGAAGUUGAACCAAAUCUUCCUGAUGGGGCCUCUUCCCUUCUUACAGAAAACAAAGUAGCUGAAGGUUCACGUUCACCUUGCAUACCUGCCGUUUGUAAAAAGGAGGAUGGGUCAAGAAUGUACAACAAAAAGCAAUAUUGUUUGUACUGUAAGAUAGGAGUUGGAAAAAUAGCAAGGCAUUUGGAGCGUGCGCAUCACAAUAAGCCUGACGUUGCACAGGCUUUGUCCUUCCCAAAAGGUUCUAAAGAAAGAAGAAUGCAUUUGGAACAUUUAAGAAACAGAGGCAACUUCGCCCACAAUGUUGAGGUAUUAAAUGCUGGCGUUGGAAAUCUUGUUUCUCGCAAGCAACCCAAACAGGACUCUCAAGCACAGAAUUUCCUCCAUUGUGUUUAUUGUCAAGGAUUGUUCAACAAGAAACUCCUUUGGCGGCACAUGAAGAUCUGCAAGUUCAAACCCGAUGUUCCACAAAAACCUGGCAAAACCCGUGCCCAGGCCCUGUCUGCAUUUGCAGUACCUCCACCACCUGGCGUCAAGAUAGAGUUUUGGAAGCUGUUAAACAACAUGGUUCAAGAUGAUGUUUACAUUGCUGUCAAAUCUGAUGUAUGUAUCAUGGAGUAUGGUGAGCACCUGUAUAACAGGCUUGGAUAUGAUGUUGGCAAGCAUGAAUACAUACGGCAGAAACUGAGGGAGCUUGGAAGGCUUCUGGUAUGUUCGAGGAAAACUACUCCCUUAAAGACUAUUCAAGACCAUGUCAAACCCAUCAAUUUCUUGUAUGUUGUGCAAGCAGUCAAACAUGUGGCAGGCUUCGACAGUGAAACCAAUACAUACAAGUGCCCAAGUCUUGCCCUUAAAAUUGGACAUAGCUUGAAAAAGAUGUCAAUGCUUGUUGAAAGCCGUGCAAACGUACAGAGCAACUACUCAGCAGCUAAAGAUGCUCGUACGUUCCGCAGAGUAUAUGAAACCCGAUGGAAUGAACUGAUUUCUGCCGCAUCACUGAGAACCCUUCAGGAAUCCAAGUGGAAUGCUCCUCAGUUGCUUCCAUUUACAAAAGAUGUCCAGACUCUCCAUUCUUAUUUAGAUGUGCAACAACAAGAAGUUCACAUUAAAUUGUCUGCAGAUAAAUCUCCCCAGACAUGGUCACAGUUAGCAAAGGUCACUUUGACACAAGUCAUUUUGUUUAACCGACGUAGAGCAGGGGAAGUUUCAAAAAUGCCCCUAUCUGCAUAUUUGUCUCAAAAUCCAUCACAUCCUCAGGAAGAUGUAAAUAUUGCCCUGUCAGAACUAGAAAAGAAACUAUGUAAAUACUUCAGGAGGAUAGAGAUAAGAGGAAAGAGGGGAAGAAAGGUCCCUGUGCUUUUGACCCCAGCAAUGCAGCAAGCACUGGAUCUGCUCGUCGGCACACGGCAGGAAUGUGGGGUUCCUAAGGAGAACAUUUACUUGUUUGCGAGACCAUCUGCUUUCACCUGCUACCGCGGUUCUGAUUGCCUUCGAUACUUUGCCAAGGCCUGUGGUGCAAAGAAUCCUGAAAGUCUCACCUCUACAAAACUACGCAAGCAAACUGGAACUCUGUCUCAGGUUCUUAACCUCACCAAUACAGAGCUGGAUCUGUUGGCAGAUUUUCUCGGCCAUGACAUAAGAGUGCAUCGGCAAUUCUACAGACUUCCUGAGGGCACCCUUCAGCUUGCUAAGAUCAGCAAACUUCUCAUGGCCUUGGAGCAAGGACGCCUGGCAGAAUUCCAGGGCAAGACCCUGGAUGACAUCAGCAUUGAUCCUGAGGAGAAUGUGCACAUGGACAGCGACAAUGAGACAGCGUGUGAGUCAGACUCACAAGAGGGUCAAGUCACAUCCACUCAGAUGGAGAAUAAAACAUCAAUGAGAGAUGGGAGCAAUACAGAUGAAGCAUCGCAACAGGGCCCUAUGACACCUCCACCAGCCGCUCAACCACAGACCGAGAGAAGGCAAAAAGGUCGGCAGCCUUUCAAGAAAAAGCUGUGGGAAAAGACGGAGAUCCAAGCUGUUGAGAAGCACCUGAUGUCUUUCAUUAACACAUGUCGCGUUCCGCGGAAAAGCGACUGCGAUAAGUGUCUUAAAAUGGAAGGAGAAGCACUCAAACAAAGAAAUUGGUUGGCCAUAAAGUUUUAUAUAAAGAAUCGGAUCACAGCUCUCAAGAGCAAAAUGUAAAGUGAUCAUUGAUGUCUGUUGACACCAUUACUUUUUUUUGUAAAGUGUAAUGCUUGCAAAAGUUAAAUGUUUGAUGUAAGCCGCUAUACAAAUAUAUAGAUCAUACUUUAUUUCUUCUUUCACCCCUCAUUGAUGUCCUCUUAAUACCUCCUUUUCUUUUAUCUGAAUUAUUCACAAUUUCCUCUUCAACCUUAUCUAUUUGAUCUUCUCUUACCUCUAUGCUUUUUAAAUCUCAUCUCUUUUUUGUAAUCUUCCUUUUAUCUGAACUACCUUAUCAUCUCUUCUAGUUUCUCAUAUUAUCUUGUUUUUUUCUUAACACAAUUUAAUCUUGUCCCUUUUCACACUUUCAAUUUCCUCAUUUCUUUCAAUAUCAUCUGGAAAUACAUUAUUAUAUAUAUAUAUUUAUAUAUAUAAAUAAUAAUGUAUUCUAAUGUAUUGUAUGUAAUAAUUAAAAGUCUAAUAACGACAAUCUCCUUGUAUUUACUGGAAAGCUCUAUAAUAACAUUGUAUUGCUUAAAUGGAAAUUACAAUGACUAUUUAAGCAGAAUACCCAUAUAAGCAUGACUUGUAUGGCUCCAAUAAUUAACACUUAGAACACAAACCCCUCUUUAUUUAAAAAGAAGGAAACUGAUGCAAAUUCAGUAAAUGUACUGUGAGUCUCAUUCACGAGUUCAGACAUCCCUGUGUCACAGUGGUUAAAUAGACUAAUAAAAAGCAUUACUAUAAUAGCUUAAAUAUUAAUUAAAAUGCUAUCAGUACAUUAGAAUUCAAUAUAAUUGUGUCACAACAGAAGCUACAUGUUGACACUAAAGGUGAAAAUCCUUCUGCAUCAUGAUAGCCCUCACUUUGACAGUCAAAGGUGUUGCAUUGUUACCUAAAGUAAGUUUAGUAAUAGUGUGCUAAGUGGCCCCACUAAUGUUUUAAACCAGACAGUGUAUUUUUGGAGCCCACACAUGACUAAAAGCCAGACAGUGUGUAUAUAUGGACCCCUCCUGUAACUCUGUACCUGACAAGACCCCAUGAAACGGGUUAUAGUCCGGUCAGUGACCUCUACUUUCUCUGAUUGAUAAUUUGAAGUGAAAUCUUUGUUUGAGUCCACUUCAGGAUUCUGCCUGAUUUUUUACAGUGCUGUACAACCUUCAGAAAGGGUGGACCCCAAAAGGGAUGGUCUGGUCAGGUACCCCCAGAAUGUAAUAAAGACAAGGGUGUGUGUGUGUGUGUGUGUGUGUGUGUGUGUGUGUGUGUGUGUGUGUGUGUGUGUGUGUGUG
Messenger RNA from Gymnodraco acuticeps, 7047 nucleotides. RefSeq lists its product as uncharacterized. Gene Ontology annotation, molecular function: protein binding. NCBI's taxonomy places the organism in Eukaryota, Metazoa, Chordata, Actinopteri, Perciformes, Bathydraconidae. The coding region runs from base 1691 to 5779 and encodes 1362 amino acids. The transcript has 17 exons. The record is from RefSeq and is a predicted model, not a curated record.